ACAUGUGAGUAUCCAGGCUAUCGCAGACCGCGUUUCUAUACUAUAACCCAGGCUUUUCAAAUGCGACGAUGAACAGUCCUAGCAAAGUUCUACGGCCCCCUUCAACCUUGUCAGUAUGGCCAGAGAAUUUCACCAGACGUCUUCAGAACAUUCGACUAUUCUUAGUCUGUCACCGGACAUCACCAUGCAUCACAAGCAAUCCGGUAGAACCAUGUCAUCCAGCGGGCCUUCUAAACAUCUGGUGAUCAUUACCUUCGUCAUUUGAUAUGCUAGCGAAAUUCCAUAAAGCGAUUAAAUAUGUGCCCAGCCAACAUUGACUUCCUCGGUCAUAUGCUGUUCUACUUUCUGUUCCUUCCCACUGUCCUCGCUCUAGCUCCAGGUGGUCCCUGGGACGCGUUCAACUAUGCACCCAAGUCAAAGACCGUUUAUCCUCAAGCUGUAUACAAAAGUGUAGGCUCUGUGUCUGGUGCCAUAAAGCUGGUCGGGAAUAAUGGAAGCGCGACUUUGUCUCCAAGUUCUUGGGUCGCACUGGACUUUGGAAUCGAGGUCGGGGGGCUUGUUUCGAUCGACUUCGACACUGUCGACAAUACAUCUUCAGUAUCUCUCUCCUUCACAGAGUCGCCUGUGUUUGUCAACCCACUCGCUUCAGACGAUUCUUCAUACCCGUCACCAAACAUGACCUACGAUGGUGUUUUCACCAUUCCUGCGCCAUUGGCAAAGGGACAUUGGACUCAGCCUUCUUAUUCCCUACGUGGCGGCUUCCGGUAUCUGACCAUCGUGUCUCACUCGGAGACUUCUCUCAAGAUUUCCAACGUCUCUUGUGCUAUUUCUUUUAUGCCUCACGUGGAAGAUUUGAGGGCAUAUACAGGCUACUUUUUCGCUUCGGAUCCUGUUUUCCACGAUUCUGAUUUCCUGACGAAAGUGUGGUAUGCUGGCGCAUACACAGUCCAAACGAACACGGUUCCUCUUAAUACAGGCCGACAGGUUCCAUUCGCUGCAACCGGUAGUUGGUUCAAUAACGCAACACUUGGGGUCGCAGGUCCGAUAAUCGUUGAUGGUGCAAAGCGUGACCGUGCGGUUUGGCCUGGGGAUAUGGGUAUUGCAGUCCCUGCCCAGUUCGUCUCCACGCUCGAUUUGAUUCCCACAAGAAACGCGUUAUCAACUAUGUUUGCUGCGAUCAACCCCCAAACGGGUGCGUUGCCUGAAUCCGGACCUCCUCUUAGCCAGCAAGGCUCGGACACCUAUCACGCUUGGACUCUCAUAGGAGCGCACAAUUACUAUCUUUAUUCUGGCGAUGAUGACUGGCUGAGUACUAUCUGGACCAACUAUACUCGUGCUGUGGCUUUCUUGGAAGGCAAAGUAGACAGCACAGGACUAAUGUACGUCACUGGCCUCAGAGACUGGGCUCGUCUGGGUGGUGGUGGAUACAAUGCCGAAGGAAAUGCGAUUCUUUACAAGGUGCUCCUGACCGCAUCGGAUCUAGCGAGUUACAUUGGCGACAAAUCCCUCUCGGCAGCUUGGGGAGCAAAUGCCACUGCGCUCAAAGCAAAGUACAACGAGGCGUUCUGGGUAGAAAGCGCUGGAAUGUAUCGAGACAACCUGACGACUACGCUUCACCCGCAAGAUGCGAAUUCGUUCGCUGUUCUUUAUAAUCUGACACUUUUGGAUGAUCAAAAGGUCGCUGUGAGCGAAGGCCUGCAAAGGAACUGGAAUGACUUAGGGCCAGUGGCUCCAGAGCUCCCGGAUACGAUCUCGCCGUUCAUCAGCGGCUUUGAGCUCCAAGCGCACUUUGAGGCUGGUCAGGACAACCGAGCCUUGGACCUUUUGCGUCGGGAAUGGGGGUACAUUCUGUACACAAACCUGUCCGUGCAAAGCACCUUACUCGAAGGUUUUACCGCGAAUGGUUCUCUUUGGUAUCGAUCUUACAGAGGUUACAAUUAUGAUGCUGCAUAUACCUCGCAUGCGCAUGGAUGGUCUGCUGGUCCUACUUCCGCGCUGACCUUUUACAUCUUGGGAUUGACUGUCACGUCGCCCAAGGGAGCUACUUGGUCAGUGAAUCCCCAUAUAAAUGGCGGUCUUCCCAACGCCGAAGGUGGAUUUGAAACCUCGCUGGGGUGGUUCGGCAUACGAUGGGCGUUGCAGGAUAAUCAGUUCUUCAUGGAAAUCAGUACUCCGGAAGGAACCAAUGGUAGAGUGAAGCUACCGAGGGAAGGCUCUGUCGUUGUUGACGAAGUUGCUAUCGACGUCGGUACGGAUGGGGAGAUUACGUUGAAUGGAGGAAAACAUGGUAUAGUUAUCUUCAGUUAGUUAUGUUUAGUAUGUCGGAAAGGCUGUUGGUUGGCAUCAUCUUAAUAGCACAUCGAUAAUAUGCUAGUAGGCUAACUAUACGUACAGAUCAGUCGUACAAAUGCAUGGAAGAGAAAAGUCCCUGAUUGUGAAGAAAUGACUAUCAGUAUCCGAAAAACC
Molecule: messenger RNA, 2466 nt
Organism: Desarmillaria tabescens
Lineage: Eukaryota; Fungi; Basidiomycota; Agaricomycetes; Agaricales; Physalacriaceae
Product: Six-hairpin glycosidase
Exons: 11
Coding region: 298-2307 (669 amino acids)
Biological process (GO): carbohydrate metabolic process
Source: RefSeq, a predicted model, not a curated record